Molecule: messenger RNA, 2325 nt
Organism: Paramecium tetraurelia
Lineage: Eukaryota; Ciliophora; Oligohymenophorea; Peniculida; Parameciidae
Exons: 13
Biological process (GO): signal transduction; peptidyl-serine phosphorylation
Cellular component (GO): cAMP-dependent protein kinase complex
Molecular function (GO): ATP binding; cAMP-dependent protein kinase activity; cGMP-dependent protein kinase activity
Source: RefSeq, a predicted model, not a curated record
AUGGAUCCAAGGUCUUAAAAUAAUUCUGACAAUUAAAUUCACGGUGAUGACAACGAUGAUUAACGUUCAGGAGACGAUGCAGACAAGUUAAAUAAUUUCAAGCACAAUAUUAAUGAUGGUGGUGAAGUGAUCCACGAAAAUGUCAAAAGAAUUGACAUGAAAAAAACCUUGAAUGACACUACCUUCAUAUUGACUUGCUUAAAAAAUCAUUUUGUUUUUUAUAAUCUAAGUGAAGCAGAACUUGAAAAUAUCGUAAACAAGAUGUUCUAUUGUGAAGCUGCUGCAUAAACCUAUAUCUUCAAAUAAUAAGAUCAUGCAACAUGCUUUUUUAUAUUAUAGAGAGGAAGUUUAGAAGUUAUAGUUAAUGAAAAGGCCAAAAGAGAAUUAAAAACAGGAGAUGGAUUUGGAGAGUUAGCUCUGUUAUAUAAUGCUCCUCGUUCCGCAUCAGUAAAAUGCUUCGAGAAUUGUAAUCUAUGGGGAAUCGAUAGAAAUACAUUCAGAAGGGCUGUUGAAGAGAUGAUUACAAAGGAAUACGAGGAAAACAGAAAGUUUAUGGAAGUAGUUAGAUUUUUUCAUAAUUUAACAAAUGAGUAGAAGGAUGCAAUUGCUGCAGUUUUAAUUGUUCAGAAAUUUUAUAAAAAUUAAAUCAUUGUAAAUGAAGGUGAUCCUGGAUCCUCAUUUUAUAUUAUCAAAGAAGGAACUGUCUCUGUUCUAAAAGGAAACAAAGAAGUUAGAAAACUCUACAAGGGAGACUCCUUUGGUGAAUAGGCUCUGUAUUAUAAUACUGUGAGACAGAUGACAGUCAGAGCAGAGGAUGACGUUAAAUGUUUGGCAUUAGGAAGAGACUCUUUAACUAAAAUUUUGGGAGAUUAGGUUCAUGUAGUUACAUUUAGAAAUUUGUAAAAAUGGGCCUUCGAGAAGAAUGCCUUAUUAAGCAAAUUAACCAAAGCAUAAAUCGACAAAGUGUUGGAUGUGAUGAAAAUAUCCUCAUGCAAGGCUGGUGAUGUGAUUCUCAAAAAGGGAACAUAAGCCAAUCAAAAGAUUAUUGUUAUUAUUGAAGGUAGUUUGAAAAAGAGUAAAUCUGGAAUUACAGUUGCAACCAAAGCUUAAGCUUGGGGAGAAGAGUACUUCUUAUAAACCAAUAAGGCUAAGAUUUUAGAUGAUGAUAUAGUUAUGGAAACUGAUGGAGUAAUUGCAGAAAUUACUGCCGACAAUUUUAUAGAUUGUAUCUAAGGUGAAUUAGAAGAAGUCAUUAAGAAGAACGAGAAAAUACUUGAAAAAAAAUUACAAAAAUCAGAUCAAACUAAAAAGAAAGAGGCUUAGAAUAUCAAAAAAUCAGAGUUAAUUCAUAUUAAAACAAUUGCCUAUGGUCAAUUUGGUCCAGUCUACUUAGUUAAAGCUAAAUACAAUUAACAAUUAUAUGUCUUAAAAGCAUUUAACAAAAAUCAAAUUAAUGAAUAAACUCUUGAAAAAUAUUUACAAUAAGAAAAGCAAGUUUUAGAAAUUGUCAAUUUCCCAUUCAUCAUCUCGUUUAUGAAAACAUUUAAAGAUACAUUGGAUGUGUACUUCCUCCUUGAGUAUGUUAGAGGAAUGGAAUUAUUUGAUGUGAUUAGAGAUAUCGGUCUCCUAUCAACAUACGAUUCUCAAUUUUAUGUUGCUUCCAUGAUUCUAAUUACAGAAUAUCUGCAUCAUUAAAACAUCAUAUAUAGAGAUAUCAAACCCGAAAAUUUCAUGGUUGAUGACAAGGGAUUCUUAAAAUUAAUAGAUCUUGGAACUGCAAAAAUCAUUAAAGGAAAAUAAGGAAUUAUUCGUACAUAUACAAUUAUAGGAACUCCCCAUUAUAUGGCACCAGAAAUCAUUUGUGGUAAAGGAUAUAAUUGUUUGGUUGAUUUAUGGUCUAUUGGUAUAUGUCUUUAUGAAUUCAUGUGUGGUAUGGUGCCUUUUGGAGAAGAAGCAGAAGAUCCCUAUGAAAUAUAUGAAGAAAUCAUCAAGAAGGAUAUUACCUAUCCUAAUUAUCUGAAGGAUAAGAAGGCCAAGAAGCUUAUGGAUCAAUUGCUAUCCAGAGUUCCUGAAGUUAGAUUAGGUGGUUCAUAUGCAAGUUUGAAAGGAAAUCCUUGGUUUGAAAAUUUUGAUUGGGAAAAACUAUUGGAAAAAGAGAUUAAAACACCUUAUUUGCCACCAGCUGACAAAUUACUACCAGAAAUCGAAAUAAAAUCCCUUGAAUAAAAUAGUAGAAUGAUUGAAGAUGAAAUAAAAUAAGAGCAAUCUGUCAGGUAAAUCGAUGGUAAUAAUUAAGGAGAUCAAGGAUGGGAAAAAGAUUUUUGA